Molecule: messenger RNA, 2577 nt
Organism: Phalaenopsis equestris
Lineage: Eukaryota; Viridiplantae; Streptophyta; Magnoliopsida; Asparagales; Orchidaceae
Product: subtilisin-like protease SBT1.7
Exons: 1
Coding region: 99-2387 (762 amino acids)
Biological process (GO): proteolysis
Molecular function (GO): serine-type endopeptidase activity
Source: RefSeq, a predicted model, not a curated record
GCAAUCAUUCCACAUACGUAUCAUACCUUCUUUCCCAAUUCCCACCCACCGCAGCUACAUAAACCCACCUCACACUCCCCUCCCUGACCACGCCCGCCAUGGCCAGACCAGUCAUCUUCUUCCUUCUCCUCCUCCUCCUCUCCAUAGCCUGGGCUGCCGCAGAGCGAGCAUCCUACAUCGUUCACAUGGCAAAAACACAAAUGCCGCCGCGCUUCACCGAACACUCCCACUGGUACGACGCCUCGCUCCGCUCCAUAUCAGACUCCGCCGAUCUGCUCUACACCUACGACACCGUCGCCCAUGGAUUCUCGGCCCUGCUCACCCCUGCUGAGGCCCGAAUCCUAGCUCGACACCCCGGCGUUCUUUCCGUCCUACCGGACACCCCUUACUAUCUUCACACCACCCGCACCCCGGAGUUUCUCGGCCUAGAUCUCCCUGCUGAGCUCGUCCCGGAAUCGUCCACCAUCGCCGACGUCGUUAUUGGGGUCCUCGAUACCGGCGUCUGGCCGGAGCGCAACAGCUUCGACGACAACGGCUUAGGUCCGGUCCCUGCCUUCUGGAAAGGGGAGUGCGUCGCUGCGAAGGACUUCGAUCCGACUAAGGCCUGCAAUCGCAAGCUCAUUGGCGCGAGAUUCUUCUCCAAGGGAUAUGAAUCCAGUAUGGGACCAAUCGACGAGAGCCAUGAGUCGAGAUCCCCACGCGAUGCUGAUGGCCAUGGUACCCACACUUCCACAACCGCUGCCGGCUCUGCAGUCACCAACGCAAGUCUCCUCGGCUACGCCGAGGGUACAGCGCGGGGCAUGGCUCUACGCGCGCGAAUCUCAGUGUAUAAGGUCUGCUGGGCCGGAGGCUGCUUCAGUUCCGACAUCCUCGCGGCAAUGGAUGCAGCCGUGAAUGAUGGCUGCCAUGUACUAUCCCUUUCACUCGGCGGCGGAGCCGCUGAUUAUUACCGCGAUAGUGUCGCCAUCGGUGCGUUCAACGCAAUGGAGAAAGGGGUUCUCGUCUCCUGUUCGGCCGGAAACGCCGGCCCGGGAACCGCCACGCUGUCAAAUCUCGCGCCUUGGAUCACAACCGUUGGAGCAGGGACACUCGAUCGGGAUUUCCCGGCCUACGUCGUGCUCGGCAACGGGAAGAAUUAUACGGGGGUUUCGCUUUACAGCGGGAAGCUCCUUCCGUCGACUCCGAUCGCCUUAGUCUACGCAGGCAACGCGACGAACUCGAGUAAUGGAAACCUCUGCAUGCCGGGAACACUCCUGCCGGAAAAAGUUGCUGGGAAAGUAGUCCUCUGUGAGAGAGGCAUCAAUGCUAGGGUUCAGAAGGGCAUGGUAGUGAAAGACGCCGGCGGUGCUGGCAUGAUCUUGGCGAACACCGCCACGAACAGCGAGGAACUCGUAGCCGAUGCUCAUCUGCUUCCUGCAACUUUGAUUGGUGAAAAAGCCGGAAACGCGGUCAAGGCGUACUCCAUCUCCGAUCCCAACCCCACCGCCACCAUCAUCUUUGGAGGUACUAAGGUUGGUGUCAGCCCAUCGCCGGUGGUUGCCGCGUUCUCUUCUCGUGGACCAAACUCGGUAACGCCGGAGAUAUUAAAGCCCGAUCUGAUUGCCCCCGGUGUCAACAUUCUCGCCGGAUGGACCGGCGCCGUCGGCCCUACUGGACUUCCGACUGAUUCGCGGCGGGUGGAGUUCAAUAUCAUCUCCGGCACGUCGAUGUCGUGCCCGCAUGUUAGCGGCCUCGCGGCGCUUCUCAAGGAGGAGCAUCCGGAUUGGAGCCCGGCGGCGAUAAAAUCAGCGCUGAUGACUACCGCCUACGUGAAAUACCAAAAUGGCGACGGUAUCCUGGACGUUGCCACCGGCCAGGAAGCUACGCCGUUCGACCUUGGAGCCGGCCAUGUGGAUCCAAGAAAGGCGAUGGAUCCUGGGCUUGUCUAUGACCUAACUGCACAGGACUACCUCGAAUUCCUCUGUGCGCUUAACUACACCUCACUUCAGAUCGCUGCAAUGUCGAAGGAUCGGAACUUCUCGUGCGACAGCCGGAAGAACUACGCAGUGUCGAAGCUCAAUUACCCUUCGUUCUCGGUGGCCUUCGCAACGGCGAUUGCAAGUGCCGACGAGAGUGCGUCGGCAACAGUGACGCAUGAGAGGACGGUGACGAAUGUGGGAUCUUCGGCGACUUAUAAGGCGACAGCGACGGCGAAGGUUGACGGCGGGGAGGUUAAAAUUGCGGUGGAGCCGGCGGUGUUGAGUUUUACAGAGACGGGGGAGAAGAAGAGCUACAUAGUGAAGUUCACAGCGCCGUCACUGCCGUCUGGCUCGUCGGGGUUAGGCAGGUUAGAGUGGUCCGACGGGAAGCACACCGUUGCCAGCGCGAUUGCUUUCACUUGGACCUAAAAGGAGCCUGCAAUGUAAGAUAAUAAUAAUAUCAAAAUGUUAAAAGAAAAAAAAAAAAGAAGAAAAGGUAAUGGCUCUAACCCUGCAAAUGCUGCCCUUGUGGCUUCAUUGGUCCAUGUAAAAGCGAAGGUUAGAAUGUGCAAGUUGUAUUUGAUUUGAUAAAAGCAGUGCGCAAUUUUUUUUUUUUUUU